UCUGCAACCUGAAGCACCAUCAUGAAGUUUGCAGUGUUGAUUGCUCUGGCUGCUGUGGCCACCGGUGCGCCAAAUUACGGCUUUCCCACCCCUACCCCGCGCACCCCCGCCCCGACACCUGGAUACACAUACCAGGAGCCCAAACAGACGUACCUGGUGCCCGGGGCCCGCGCAGAAGGCGCAGGAAGCAGAGCAGAAGAGCCAAAAGCGCCAGUGCCGAUCCUGAAGGACGAGCGCGUGAACAACGAAGAUGGAAGCUACGCCGUCGAUGUCGAGACUGGCGACGGCAUUAAAACUUCAGAGACUGGCUCGCCGAACAGCGAAGGCGCCGUUGUUAAGAGUGGACACUAUUCCUACACCGCCCCGGACGGUUCCGUGAUCGAGGUCAAGUUCGUCGCCGACGAGAACGGCUUCCAGGCGGAGUCCGACGCCCUGCCCGUGGCUCCCGCAUUCCCUCACGAAAUUCCCGAAUUCGUGCUCAGGCAGAUCCAAUUCGCGGCUGAGGAGGACGCGCGUGCUGCCGCUGGAUCUGGAGCCGUACUGAAAGCUGCUGAAACGCCCUCGAACCUGUACGGGCAGCCACACUAGGAUUAGCGAGGAUGACUUGAAAAGGAGGAAACAGGAAUCGAAGACUUUUACACCCUACAUUUAUUUAUUUAUUGUUGCAUCUGAAGUGAUGCAUGUUUAGAUAUAAAAGACGCAGUUCCCAAACGACGGCUUCUGUCAUAUCCUCUGCAAUCUCUUUUACUUAUUUCAUAUGCAUUCAUUACUACUCACUUCCAAGCUCUGUCUCCCUUUGUCCGACGCCUGCCUGUGGCUCCCGAAUUCGUGCUCAGGCUGAGGAGGCUGCGCUCGCCGCUGCUGAAGCUCAAGCCGCACUGAAAGCUACUCAAGCGCCCUCGAACCUGUACGAGAGGCCACAGUAUUUUUUUUUUUUUUU
Molecule: messenger RNA, 940 nt
Organism: Penaeus monodon (black tiger shrimp)
Lineage: Eukaryota; Metazoa; Arthropoda; Malacostraca; Decapoda; Penaeidae
Product: cuticle protein AMP1A-like
Exons: 3
Coding region: 22-588 (188 amino acids)
Cellular component (GO): chitin-based extracellular matrix
Molecular function (GO): structural constituent of chitin-based larval cuticle
Source: RefSeq, a predicted model, not a curated record